This is a messenger RNA of Gaeumannomyces tritici R3-111a-1, 3658 nucleotides long. RefSeq lists its product as hypothetical. The record is from RefSeq and is a predicted model, not a curated record. Gene Ontology annotation, molecular function: ATP-dependent protein folding chaperone; ATP binding. Lineage: Eukaryota; Fungi; Ascomycota; Sordariomycetes; Magnaporthales; Magnaporthaceae. The coding region runs from base 1379 to 3295 and encodes 638 amino acids. The transcript has 4 exons.
CGAACGGCUUGGCCUCUGCCCCCAUUUUCUGCAAUGCAAAUCUGACAAGAGGUUGUGACGUCGCCAAGGCAGGGGGGCAAGGGCAAUUAUUGGAUGAGCAAGCGAUUGGAUCAAGAGCGGGCUUUCCUGCUAAAGGGGUUGCAAAAAAAUGGCAAGAGGCGGUGCAGAUUGUAGUAGCGGCAAGGCGGGCGACGCAGCGACGCCGUGGCUUUGGGAAUACUGCUGCCUGGUGGCGCCAACACCCCUCUCCUACCGCUUUAGGUCAGUUUCUUGGGGACCACAAGGAUGUGCGAGCGAACUCCCGAGCAUGAUGCGACAAUCAGCCCUCUGAGGCGUCGUCAUCCAGGUUACGAGGACAUCUUGUUUUUGUUGUUUAUUUCUUUUUUCCCUUCCACCCUUCCUGAUUGUCGUUUUGAUUCCAGAAGCAUCGUCUCGUCUCGUCGAAUUAGGAGGCGUUCUGCUCACAUUCCUGCGGGCUGCCGAGGAGAAAUUGGCCUGGCGCGGGCGGGGGAUUCCACAGCGCAUGCGUAGGCUGGAAAGGGGAAGCCAAGCAGCUGCAAAGGGGAGGGAAAAAAUACGCGGCUGCAGAACAUCAGAGAAAAAAAAAAAACAGAAAACAGCAGACGCACAAGAACCGGAGCUCAGCUCGGGUUUCCUCACGCUCACCUUGUCAGCCUCCUUCCAGGGGCUGUGCCGACCAAAAGCUGAUCUUUUUAUCGAGAACGACCGGCUUGCAGAGUUGGACGGAUCUUGAACCGCCGCGGCUGCGCCAACAAGCUACAUUUUCUUUUCCCCCUGGUCUCACAACCCCCCGCGCGCGCGCGCAGACGAUCGCACGGCUGGCGGCUUGCACGCACACAACAAGGCAGACACGCACGCACGCGAGAGCCCCUGUUUGCCCCUCUCAACCCGAGGUUCUGGUCUGGCGAGCCAUCGACAAGGCCAGCGACAAGGCCCACCCAUCAGUCGCGUCUCCCCGGCCGUCUUUCCGCCACCAGCCCCUCUCCCGGACCGACUCCUUAUUUGCGUUAUUCGCCACCCGGCUGGCUGUGUCCUGGCCUGGCGGUCCCCCCCCUCGCGCCCGGGGCUCUCACGGAGAAGGGCGCCGAACUCAAUCGGGCGUGUUUUACGCUUGAGCUGCCGUUUGGCGCAUGCCGAGCACGGCAACCGGGACGGCCUUUGUGCGGUUGUCUUUUAUUUGUUCCUUUUCUGAGCCGGGAUUUCCCCUACUUCUGCCCCUCGCCCGGGCCAGCUGCGUAGAGCCGGACCAAGGGCCCACUGCCCGUCCGUAUUCCGGCCUCGUCGUCGCCGGACCGCCGCCGGGGAUAUCACGAGCAAAUCACACCACCCACCAGGAGCUGACCGCCGGCCAGAAGCCAUGGCUAGCUUCAACCUGCCCAUCCGGUCCGUCUCGACGACCUCGACGACGAGCUCGAUAAGAAACCGGGAAUCCAUAUCGGGCCUGAGCACGCCGCCUUCGUCGACGGGCACCGCCGGGCCCGCACGGGACUUUGCGCCCAUCGCCGACCGCCUGAUUGUCGGGGUCGACUUUGGAACCACAUUCUCUGGCGUCGCCGCCGUCUACACGUCGACGCCAGACGACAUCGAGAUCAUAAAGACAUGGCCAGGCGGCAAUGGCAUCACGUCGGACAAGGUACCGACCGAGAUCUCGUACGACGUGCCGCCCGACGCGCCCGUCGGCACGAGCCCGACGGUCAAGUGGGGGUUCCAGUUCCGGCCCGAGGACUCGCGCCUGCGCUGCAUUAAGCUGUUCCUGGACCGGUCGCAGAAGCUGCCAUUCUACGUCAGCCAGCUCGAGACGGCGACGCAGCUGCGGCGCUACAACAAGACGGUCGUCGACGCCGUCUCGGACUACCUGACCCAGGUGCACCGCCACACCAUGGACACGCUCACGCGCCGCUACGGCGAGAGCUUCAUGGCCUCGACAAAGGUCGACUACGUCCUCACCUGCCCGGCCGUCUGGUCCGACGCGGCCAAGAACACGACGCUGCAGGCGGCCGAGCGCGCGGGCAUGGGCGCGAGCGCGAGCAUCUCCAUGAUCAGCGAGCCCGAGGCCGCGGCCGUCUACACCCUCAAGGCGAUCCAGCCCAACCACCUCAACGUCGGCGACAACUUCAUCGUGUGCGACGGCGGCGGCGGCACCGUCGACCUGAUCGCCUACAAGAUCAUGACGCUCAAGCCGCUGCGCGUCGAGGAGUCGGCCGUGGGCACGGGCGGGCUCUGCGGCAGCGCGUUUCUGAACUACCGGUUCGAGGAGCACGUCAAGGGCCGCCUGGGCGCCAGCCGCUUCGACGAGAUGAAGGUCAAGAAGAGCAAGACGUGGCAGAUGGGGCUGCGGUACUUUGAGGACUAUGUCAAGAGGAAUUUCAGUGAGGAGUCGGACGAGUUUAACGUGCCUUUCCCCGGCAUCGCCGACGACGAAGAGGCCGGCAUCGACUCGGGCUUCAUGAUCCUAACGGCGGCGCAGGUCAAGGACAUCUUCGAGCCCGUGGUCAAGGAGGUGUGCGACCUGGUGCAGGGCCAGGUCGACGGCCUGCGCGCAAAGGGCGGCGUCGUGUCGGGCAUCAUCCUGGUCGGCGGCUUCGGGCAGAGCGACUACCUGUACCGGCGGCUCAAGGCGCACUUUACGAGCGCGGCCCCUCCCCCUUAUAGCGAGCGGCCGACGCACGCGGCGGGGGGCUCGUCGGGCCAGGGCGGCGGGGACGACAACGCCUCGAUCGAGGUGAUGCAGCCGCUCUACGCGUGGACGGCCGUGGUGCGCGGGGCGGUGCUGCGCGGGCUCGAGGGCAGCAUGGUCAUCUCGCGCAAGGCGCGCUACCACUACGGCACGUCGUACGCGACCGUCUACGACGAGGACAAGCACUCGGUCAACGAGCGGUACUGGUCGCCGCUGUGGGAGCGGUGGAUGGUGUCUGACCGGAUGCAGUGGCAUAUAGCCAAGGGAGAGGCCAUAUCCCCCCUCUCGCCCAUCGCCUUCCACUACACGCGCAACUUCCGGCCGGGCCAGUCGCUCGUGGUGACGGACGACCUGAUCGCGUGCGAGGCCGACGAGCCGCCCGCGGCCUACACGCGCGACCUGAUCCACACGUGCACCCUGACGACGGACCUCAACGCCGUGCCGCGCAGCCUCUUUACGCGCCUGACGACGACCAAAGGGGUCGAGUUUGACAACCUCGACUUUACGCUCGAGAUGAUUGUCGACAGCGCCGGGCUGGGGUUCGAGCUCAAGGUGGACGGGGUGAGGUACGGGAGGGUCGAGGCCGAGUUUCAUUAGCUGUUCUGUUGGUUUGUGUCGUUCUUGGGAGGAGUUGGGUGGGAACCGGCUCUAGGCGCUGUUGAUCUUUGUGUUUGGCCUGUCUUGGUUUUUUCUUGGUCUAUCUUUUUUUUCUUUUUUUUUCUUUCCCUUUUGGAUAUUUGUCGUUUUCUGAUGCUAUAUAUUCACCAGCGACGUUGGAGCUUUGUGGUCUUGUACAUGGAGCCAAGCAUGCCAUGCUUAAUAAUACAAACAGCAAAAGUUGGCUACAGAGCACGUACAAUACAUGAAAAAGACGGCCUGUCGGGCCGCCCGGAGCCUAUCUCUGCCUCUUCUUGAGGCGCUGGGGUAUAAGAACGAUAGGAAAGAAAAUACAGACAAGAG